Messenger RNA from Chara braunii, 3438 nucleotides. The record is from the annotation of a GenBank genome assembly. NCBI's taxonomy places the organism in Eukaryota, Viridiplantae, Streptophyta, Charophyceae, Charales, Characeae.
GUAGUACGUGAAUUCACACGUCCAUCUACCGUCGAUUAAUUCUGGGAUUUCUUUUGCAAUUCCGGGAUUUCUUCCCCCUGCCGAAGGAGGACCCGUCACGUUUAAAAGAGGGUGUUGAUUGAUCUUUUGAAUUAUUAGCUAGCUAGCGGGAUGGACUGGUCUCUCUUUAGGUGGUGUGGAGAGAGAGAGCGAAAGAGAAAGAGGGAGGACAAAGGAGUAUCACAGCAAAAGGACGAGCAAGCAGGGACGGAGGGGGAGGGCCUUGCGCGCGUGUUUAUGAGAAGUCUGACGACGUGAGAUUCUGUUCCUAUUUCUCCUCCGCGGAGGUUGUCUAAGCAAUAUCCGUUAAGACGUCCACUGAAGGCAUAUAUAGUCACACCAGCUGAGGAGCUUUUUCGACCGAGCACUGAGCUAAUGAACGUCAGAUGCAUCCAGAAUUCAUGCCGUAUUUGCAGUCCGGUUCAUUCAGGAAAGUGCUCGACGUGUGAAUACGCCCCUGACUCUGUUAGAAGUUCCUUCAAAAAGAUCAUCGGGCGAAUUACAUUAUAUGCUAUAUUCAACUGGGUGUCUCCAACACACUAGGACCAUUUCGACUGAGCUCUGACGUAAUUGCGGUCAGAUGCAUCCAAUUCAUGCCGUAUUUGCAGCCAGAUUCAUUCAGGAAUGUGCGCAUGCGAAGACCUCCUGACUCUGUCAGAAAUUCGGAAAGAUCAUCGGGCGUGCUUACAUUUCGACAUUCCAUAAGGUUUUUCCAAAGAGACUGAUAAGAAAAGUGUAGACAAGAGGACAGAGCAGGGAGAGCUGCAGGGAGAGGGCGUGCCUUAUUGUUUGCAUUUUCGACGUCGUGGCAACUUGACAUCUUGCUUUUGCCACUGGGGUUUGCCCAGAGUGGCGAAGGAGGAGAGGUGUAUUCAGGCGUAUUUGCAGUCAGAUUCAUUCAGGAAUGUGCUCAUAACGACUAUAUUUGGGAAGAAGGGAGAGAGUCUCUGUGCGUCGUCUCUGAGUUAAAGGAGAAAAGAAGGGUCCUUCCUUCCGGGGGACAUCCGUCAAAAUUGGAACGAUGCAGAGGUGGGCAUAAUCGAAAGAAGGGUCCUUCGGGUGGACAUCCGUCAAAAUUGGAACGAUGCAAAGGUGGGCAGAAUCGAAAGAAAGGUCCUUCGGGGUGGACAUCCGUCAAAAUUGGAACGAAUGCAGAGGUGGGCAGAAUCGAAAAUGGCACAAAUGGGCACCGGGCGACGAGCGAAUCUCAGCGAACGGUGUUGUCGUCGUGAGGAGAACAUGAAGGAAUUAUGAUGAAGGAAUGUGGUCCCCACCUUCCAUCCUUCAAUGCAAUGCUGAGUCUGUGCGUCGAUGAUCGGCUGCUGCGGGGACAUAGGAAACGUUUGGAACGGUUGCUGGUUGGCUGUCCUGAUGGAGUUUUGUGAUUCAGGCUCGUCGGUCAAUUCAUAAUGGAUCCCGAAUGGGAGACAUCGUAAGGUGUUGGCGACGAGUGGGGGAGGGAGGGAGGGAGGGAGGGAGGUGGUUCGGCGAGGAGGAGCUUGUAGCGCCCGGGGUCGGCUCGUUCUUUACUGUCCGUGAUCGAAGAGGAGGAUCGUUGUUGAAGACUCAAAGGGGUUACCUGUCUUCUUCUGCGUUCAUUUCUGCUUCGCAGGCUCUGGUGUGCAUGGCACUGAUGACUUUUGUGUUGAAUGAAUGCUUCGUUAGAACGUGUGUGCUAUAUGAGUCUCGCCUUUCGCUGUGUUGACUCAGCAACGAUGGACGAAAUUCGUGAUCCAUGCGUGGGUCGUCUUUGUAGAGACGGACGCUCGGGGGAGGGGGAGGGGCAGGAUUUCGCUGUCGGUGGUGAGACUGUUUGCGGCCAGACGCGCUUUGCGUUGUCGUCAACGCUUCAAGGCGCCCCGCACCGCAUCUCACGGGUCCUAAUGCCGCUUUGGUAGAGACAGAACACGUGGCUUCUUCUGAAGCCGUCUGCACGCUUGUCCUUUUCCUCCUCUCUCUCUCUCUCGAAGAUGAAGAAGAUACGUCUAGCGUGCCCUUUCACCUUAUUAAAGGACGGGUGCCAUUUGACCUUAUUAAAGGACGGGAUGGGGGCAAACGUUGCCGCGAACCGAAGCCUUUUUCGAGAACGAGUGCAUGCUGUCCACAACAUGCCUUUCUUUCUUAUUUGGCCUUCGGAUCGCCCUCACAAGUCUUCUGUGUGAUUUGUAUUCGAAAGGUGAAUGAAUGUUUCGCCCCAAUAGAAGAUAAUAGCUGUAUUCGAUUGUUUGCUUGCUUGCUUGCUUGGACAUGUGUACUCUUCGAGAUGCUGUGCCUUUGUGGUGUGCUAUCGGGAAUGUUCGGCGUGGGUUAAGGGACAGAGAGAGAGAGAGAGAGAGAGAGAGAGAGAGGAGAUGAUGGACUCCUUUGUGUUCUGUUCCUGAGGGAAAUGGGUUUGGAAAAGUAUGACGCCUACUGGGGUAUGGCAGAAGGCAGGAAGACGGAUCGCUGGCGGAUAAUGAGGAGAGAGGGGAAACACCCUUGGAGCCGUCGGUUUCACCUGUGCAUGUUUUUCGGCACAACAUGCUUCCUGGACAAUUGCACCGCACAAAUCGCGGGCGCGUAGAGAGAGAGAGACACACACACAGAGAGAGAGAGAGAGAGAGAGAGAGAGAGAGAGAGGACGUGUUGAGUGUCGUCGGAAAAGCGACCCACGAUGAGUUUGCUGCGAAUGGGUAUCAUUUGAUCAUUGGGGUCUGCGAUAUGCCGUUGUUGGGGGGGUAUAAUGGAGGAAGGCCUCUCGUAAGAGAGAGAGAGGAGGGGGUAUAAUGGGGUUCAAACCCGACAGGGCUGUGUGGGCUGAUUGGCUGCCAAACGGGGAUUAGUACUCGUCUGUCGAGGAAGGUGGCUGAUGGACUUUGGGCACGAGGGGAUGGAGAGGGGAGUCUCUCGGUAUUAACGAAAGGGGGGCAAGGUGCCUUCGUUGCCGCGUCAAUGGCCAUUCAAGGGCCUACAGUAGUGGUAGCUAGAUGUAAAUGGGGGGUGGACAGUGGCUCUACGUCGAUUGUCCGUGGAAUAUUUGAUUUGCGGCUGACUGUUUGAAGGGGGUAGAGAGAAAAAUCGAGUGGUCAUCGAGGGGUCCCAGGGGUCUUGGCAGUCCACUCGUGUACAAACGUGAACGUUGUUGUUGAUGACGUCAUCAUCGUGACCGGUGAAUGUCUUCGUUAACAGUUUGAAACUGCUCCAUCUGCUUUCGAUUCGGCAGGUGCCAUUCUUUACCUCGUACUCUGUAUAUAUAUAUAUAUAUAUAUAUAUAUGACGACGAUGGAUGAUGACGACGACGAUGGAUGACGAAGAUGGAUGAUGACGACUACAAUGAUGAGGACGAUGGAUGAUGGAUGAUGGAUGUGGUAAUGAUGUGAUGAGGCUUUUCAUAUGAAAUCCAAUGCGCGCCGAAACGUU